ACAUUAGUGCUAUAGAAGGUUAGAAUUGUCAAAUAUCGAUGUACAGGAAUCAGAAGAAUUUUUCAUGAUUACGUAUUGUUAUUUCCAAGAAGUCUUCCAUGGCAGUUUUGCAUCGUGCCUUGUUCACGUGGUUUAAUUUGCUCAUAUUUUUGAUUUUGCUGGUCUUGAGGCUCGAUCAGAGAAUACAAUGGAACUGGUUCAUAGUUUUCAUUCCAAUGUGGCUCUACGACAACAUUCUCCUCAUUUAUAUUAUUUUCAACAUGAUCUCGCAUUGCAAGAACGGACGUGUUAGUAGUUUGCAUCGAGAGACAUGGUACAUGACAGCAGUACUCCUGAAAUUAUGCGCCCAGAUCCUAAUUUGUCUGAAAUUAGAGGCACCUCAGUGGCCGCUGCCAGCCAAAGUAGUGCUGGCGCCGUUUUGGCUGCUUCUACCGGCAUUAGCAGUAGACGUUUUCAUUCAUUUGAUACAUCAAUAUAGGUACUGACAAUGGAUAAGUCCCAAACAUGCUAGUUUGCAGUUUGGCAUUACUUAAGGACAUGUAUGUAUUUUUCCAUCAAUAAGAAACUUGUCAAUAUUAUCAUUAUAGGAUUAUUGUACAGGAUUAUAUAACUAUUGUUGUAUUUGUAACUGUUAUAAAAACUGUUUAGUUUAUAUUUUGAUAUUGUUGAAUAAUAAAACAU
Molecule: messenger RNA, 681 nt
Organism: Linepithema humile (Argentine ant)
Lineage: Eukaryota; Metazoa; Arthropoda; Insecta; Hymenoptera; Formicidae
Source: RefSeq, a predicted model, not a curated record